GACCAAGAGAGUACAAUACAAUACGAGUAUCCCAGUCGGUAAGACGGUAACGAGCUUAUAUUAUUAAAAACAGAAAAAACUGUUGAAAAGAAAGAAGGAAAACGAAAUCAACAACAAUAAAUAUGAAUAACUCACUUUGAACCUUCCUCGAAACUUCCCAGUUUCUAGUCAUCACCCCCAGAGUGUGUGAACAUUGCCAGAGAAAAAGCCAGGAAGAAAAAAAAAAGUAAAGAAACAUACAGAUUUCUGUUGGGUAGGAGAGAAAAUUGAGUAUAAUUGUAAGAAAUGCAGUAAAAAGUUGGUUCGAAAUCUUAGAAAAAUUGAGUGUCAUCUCUCCUGCGAAGGUAAAUCAAAAAGAUAUCAUUAAAAUAUGGAAGUUGAGUUCAAAGGUUCGCCGUAUCGCCGGCAAAAGGAUUUGGAGAGAGAUGGGAGCAGUCGAGGCGAUUUCUCUGAUGAUGACGGCGGUUUUAGUCCUUUUGAUAUUACUACUACUAAGAAUGCUCCUAUUGAACGCCUCAAAAGAUGGAGGCAAGCAGCCCUUGUUCUAAAUGCUUCUCGAAGAUUCCGUUAUACAUUGGACUUAAAGAAGGAAGAAGAGAAAAAAGAAAUAAUAAGGAAGAUCAGAACGCAUGCUCAAGUUGUACGGGCUGCCAAUCUGUUUAAAGAAGCUGCUGAGAGAGAAAAGGUAACCCAAGAGUAUCCUGAUGUUCCACAUGGUGAUUAUGGAAUUAAGCCAGAUGAACUUGCUGCUAUGUCAAAAGAACAUGAUUUAUCUGUUCUACAGCAGUUGGGUGGGGUAACUCAAUUAGCUGAAAAGCUUAAAACAAAUUUAGAGAAGGGGAUUCCAGGAAGUGAUGAAGAUAUUCUGCAAAGGAAAAAUGUAUAUGGAACAAACACUUAUCCUCGAAAGAAGGGGCGAAGUUUUUGGCGGUUCCUUUGGGAGGCUUGUCAAGAUUUGACUUUAAUAAUAUUGAUGGUAGCUGCCGUGGCAUCUUUGGCUCUCGGUAUUACAUCAGAGGGAAUCAAACAAGGAUGGUAUGAUGGUGGUAGCAUUCUCUUUGCAGUUUUCCUUGUUAUUGUUGUUACAGCCGUCAGUGAUUACAGACAAUCUCUCCAGUUUCAGAAUCUGAACGAUGAAAAAAGGAAUAUACACCUGGAGGUUAUCAGAGGGGGUAGAAGGGUGGAGAUUUCAAUCUUUGACAUUGUAGUUGGAGAUGUCAUACCUCUUAAAAUUGGUGAUCAGGUGCCUGCUGAUGGAGUGCUAAUAUCUGGUCAAUCUCUUGCAAUUGAUGAGUCAAGUAUGACUGGAGAGAGCAAGAUUAUUACCAAGGAUACAAAAUCACCCUUCUUAAUGUCUGGCUGCAAAGUAGCUGAUGGCUAUGGAACUAUGCUGGUCACAAGUGUGGGUGUAAAUACGGAAUGGGGUAUGCUGAUGGCCAGUAUUUCAGAAGACACUGGUGAAGAAACACCAUUGCAGGUGCGUCUCAAUGGCCUUGCGACUUUUAUUGGUAUUGCUGGUUUAACUGUGGCCUUUGUUGUUUUAGUUGUCCUUCUUGCUAGGUACUUUACUGGUCAUACAGAAGAUGCUAAUGGAACUCCACAGUUUCAGAAAGGAAAGACAAGUGCAAAACAUGCUAUAGAAGGAGUCGUCAAGAUUGUCACUGUUGCUGUGACUAUUGUGGUUGUUGCUGUGCCUGAAGGUCUUCCUUUAGCUGUCACUUUAACGCUUGCAUACUCGAUGAGAAAAAUGAUGAGGGACAAGGCUUUGGUACGAAGGCUUUCGGCUUGUGAAACCAUGGGUUCUGCGACUACAAUAUGUAGUGACAAAACUGGAACGUUGACCCUGAAUCAGAUGACUGUCGUGGAGGUUUAUGCUAAUGAGAAGAAAAUUGAUCAGCCAAAUGAUGGUUCAUUAUUGUCUCCUAAGUUGUCCUCUUUACUCAUCGAGGGUAUUGCGCAGAAUACUACUGGCUGUGUUUUUCUGCCUGAGGGUGGAGGGGAUGUUGAAAUCUCUGGAUCACCAACAGAAAAGGCCAUCCUUUCAUGGGCAGUUAAGCUCGGAAUGAAUUUUGAUGCUAAAAGAGCAGAGUCUACGAUCAUCCAUGCAUUUCCUUUCAACUCUGAGAAAAAACGGGGAGGUGUUGCAGUUAAAACACCUGGUUCUGAAGUCCAUGUACAUUGGAAGGGGGCUGCUGAAAUUGUCCUUGCUUCGUGCACCAGUUACUUGGAUGAUAAUGACUCCGUGGCUUCACUAGAUGAGCAUAAGUUGGCAUUUUAUAAGAAGGCUAUUGAACAGAUGGCUGUUCAAAGUCUUCGUUGUGUUGCCAUUGCGUAUAGACCAGUUGAGUUGGAUAAAGUGCCGUCUGAUGAAGAGCAACUAUCUCAGUGGGCGUUGCCAGAUGAUAAUUUGGUUUUGCUAGCAAUUGUUGGUAUAAAGGAUCCUUGUCGCCCUGGAGUCAGAGAUUCCGUUGAGUUAUGCAGGGCUGCUGGCGUAAAGGUGCGCAUGGUCACUGGUGACAAUCUUCAAACUGCUAAAGCUAUAGCUCUGGAGUGUGGCAUCCUAGCUUCAGAUGCAGAUGCUAAUGAGCCAAACUUGAUUGAGGGAAAGUCAUUUCGUAGCAUGUCGGAAUCUCAGAGAGAAGAGAUUGCAGAAAAGAUAUCCGUUAUGGGAAGGUCUUCACCUAAUGACAAACUUUUGCUUGUCCAAGCUUUGAAGAGGAGGGGUCAUGUUGUAGCUGUCACUGGUGAUGGAACCAAUGAUGCUCCAGCAUUACAUGAGGCAGACAUUGGUCUUGCAAUGGGUAUUGCUGGUACAGAAGUGGCAAAAGAAAGCUCCGAUAUCAUCAUCCUGGAUGAUAAUUUUGCUUCUGUUGUUAAGGUUGUUAGAUGGGGUAGAUCUGUGUAUGCAAACAUUCAGAAAUUCAUUCAGUUCCAACUUACAGUCAACGUGGCUGCCCUCAUUAUAAAUGUUGUUGCUGCAUUUUCCUCUGGUGAUGUUCCAUUGAAUGCUGUACAGCUUCUCUGGGUCAAUCUGAUAAUGGAUACUCUAGGAGCACUUGCAUUGGCUACAGAACCACCUACAGAUCACCUUAUGCACAGACCUCCUGUUGGUCGAAGGGAGCCUCUUAUAACAAAUAUUAUGUGGAGGAAUCUAUUGAUACAGGCUGUGUAUCAAGUGAUUGUUCUGCUUAUACUCAACUUCCAAGGUCGAAAUAUCUUACAUUUGCGGCAUGAUACCACUGAACUUGCUAACCAAGUAAAGAAUACAGUGAUCUUCAAUGCAUUUGUCCUUUGUCAGAUAUUCAAUGAGUUCAAUGCUCGUAAGCCCGAUCAAGUCAAUAUAUUUGACGGAGUUAUUAAAAAUCAAUUGUUCAUGGGAAUAAUAGCAGUAACUUUAGUACUUCAGAUUGUGAUAGUUGAGUUCCUUGGCAAGUUUGCUAAAACUGUAAGGCUGAACUGGCAGAUGUGGCUUGUCUGCGUUGUCAUUGGUGCUAUCAGUUGGCCUCUUGCUGCCUUGGGGAAGUUGAUUCCUGUACCGAAAACUCCUCUAAGCAAUUAUUUAAAGUGCGGAAGGUCCCAACAGAGAAGUCGUCAUUAGUAAGGCUAGGGAGAGAAGACAGGGCAUCCAGAUGACAGUAUACUAUACAAUGAAAGUAGAUGAUAGCUUCAGAUUUUCUGCUCACUUUUGCUUUUGGCGACUAACAAACAUACGCGUUGAGGAAUUCUGGAACAUGCUUGUAAAUGCCCCUGAGGGUGGUUCAUCGCCAAUAUUGAUCUCGUGUCUCUGGAUGCUUGAGAUAGCAUUUAUCCAAACCUACUGAUUUGUGCCCUUGUGCAAUUUCAGGCUAGGGAGAGAAGACAGGGCAUCCAGAUGACAGUAUACUAUACAAUGAAAGUAGAUGAUAGCUUCAGAUUUUCUGCUCACUUUUGCUUUUGGCGACUAACAAACAUACGCGCUGACUUGUGGAUAGAAAUUUUCUUGCUAAUUUCUUGGGUGCCAAAUCUUUUGUACACAGAUUAAAUUGAUGAUUUUCACCUGACCACUACAUAUUUUGUCUGGGUUGUUGAUCAUGAUUGCGAGGUGUUGGUGUGUUGUGUUCACGGAUAGUUAACUUUUGUUAUAGCUGGGAAUUGAAAGGUAUAUGGCAAAAAUUGGGAUUCAAGAAACAAUUUCUCAUGUCGUUUCCACGGAAAGUGUUAAUAUUCGCUGCAA
This is a messenger RNA of Chenopodium quinoa (quinoa), 4213 nucleotides long. Its product is annotated as calcium-transporting ATPase 10, plasma membrane-type-like. Bases 371 to 3598 code for a protein of 1075 amino acids. Gene Ontology annotation, biological process: calcium ion transmembrane transport. Gene Ontology annotation, cellular component: membrane; intracellular membrane-bounded organelle. The transcript has 35 exons. Gene Ontology annotation, molecular function: ATP binding; calmodulin binding; P-type calcium transporter activity. The record is from RefSeq and is a predicted model, not a curated record. NCBI's taxonomy places the organism in Eukaryota, Viridiplantae, Streptophyta, Magnoliopsida, Caryophyllales, Amaranthaceae.